UCAUUAUAAAUGAACAUGAGGAGAAACUUUCCCACUCUUCUACUCCAUCGUUAUCAGAUCAAAAUGAAACCAAGAAACCAAAAUUCAACAUCAGAAGAUGAAACCCAGAUCGUCUCUCGUCGAAUCCAACGGUUGUCGUUCCAUCUGUCUCCAAUUGGACGCUCUCUACAUGAGUCUAACCAACUGGGCAUGAUGCCAUGUGCAAGGACUAAGGUAGAGGUGAAUAAAGAGAAACUGUCUUUGUACAUGAGAGGGAAGCAUAGGGAGAUACAAGAAAAGGUUUUUGCGUACUUUAAAUCAAGGCCAGAGUUGCAAACUCCAGUGGAGAUAUCAAGAAAUGAACAUAGAGAGCUUUGCUGGAGACAGUUAUUGGGUUUAGUCAGAGAGGCUGGAAUUAGGCCUCUUAAGUACAUAUCAGAAGAUCCUGCUAUUUAUUUUGCUAUUCUUGAAGCUGCUGGGAGUGUGGAUAUUUCUCUUGGGAUCAAGAUGGGUGUUCAGUAUAGUCUUUGGGGAGGGUCUAUAAUCAACAUAGGAACUAAAAAGCAUAGGGAUAAGUACUUUGAUGGUAUUGACAAUUUGGACUACCCGGGAUGUUUUGCUAUGACCGAGUUACAUCAUGGUUCAAAUGUUCAAGGCCUCCAAACCAUUGCUACAUUUGAUCCGCUUACAGAUGAAUUUGUAAUCAAUACUCCUCAUGAUGGAGCCAUCAAAUGGUGGAUUGGCAAUGCUGCAGUUCAUGGGAAGUUUGCCACUGUUUUUGCGAAGCUGAUGUUGCCUACUCAUGAUUCUAAAGGCACUUCUGACAUGGGUGUACAUACCUUUAUUGUUCCAAUAAGGGAUUUGAAUACCCAUCAGACCCUUCCAGGAAUUGAAAUUCAUGACUGUGGUCAUAAGGUUGGCCUGAAUGGGGUAGAUAAUGGAGCAUUGAGGUUCAGUUCAGUAAGAAUUCCCCGAGAUAAUCUUCUUAAUCGAUUCGGAGAUGUGUCUCGGGAGGGAAACUACACUAGCAGCCUUACAACCAUAAAUAAACGAUUUGCUGCUACUCUAGGGGAACUCGUUGGUGGAAGGGUUGGGCUUGCAUAUUCUUCAGUUGCUGUACUCAAGCUUGCUGGAACAAUUGCCAUCCGAUAUUCUUUGUUGCGCCAGCAGUUUGGUCCUCCCAAGCAGCCUGAAGUUAGCAUUCUUGAUUAUCAGUCUCAACAGCACAAGCUCAUGCCAAUGCUAGCUUCAACCUAUGCAUUCCAUUUUGUAACUUUACAUUUGGUAGAAAGAUAUUCUGAGAUGAAAAAGACUCAUGAUGAACAAUUAGUUGGAGACGUCCAUGCACUAUCUGCUGGCCUUAAAGCCUAUGUGACAUCAUUUACAGCAAAGUCAUUGAGUGUCUGCAGGGAAGCAUGUGGAGGCCAUGGGUAUGCUGCUGUUAACCGAUUUGGCAUCUUGAGAAAUGAUCAUGACAUUUUUCAGACAUUUGAAGGGGACAACACUGUGCUUCUACAACAGAUGGCAGCUGAUCUUUUGAAGCAAUACAAGGAGAAGUUCCAAGGUGGGACACUGGCAGUGACGUGGAACUAUUUGAAAGAAUCCAUGCAUACAUAUUUAUCUCAGCCAAAUCCUGUAACUGCAAGAUGGGAAGGUGAAGAACACCUAAGGGAUCCUAAAUUCCAGUUAGAUGCCUUCAGAUAUCGAACAUCUCGAUUACUUCAAAGUGUUGCUGUCCGACUCCGCAAGCAUUCUAAAACUCUUGGAAGCUUUGGUGCUUGGAAUCGGUGCUUGAAUCACCUUCUCACACUUGCAGAAUCUCACAUUGAAUCUGUGAUCCUUGCAAAGUUUAUUGAAGCUGUACAGAAUUGUCCUGAUCCUAGUUCUCGAGCGGCUUUGAAACUUGUUUGUGAUCUUUAUGCCUUGGAUCGGAUUUGGAGUGACAUAGGAACGUAUCGGAAUGUUGAUUACGUUGCACCAAACAAAGCCAAGGCUAUCCACAAGCUCACAGAAUAUCUUUGUUUCCAAGUGAGAAAUAUUGCUAGGGAACUUAUCGAUGCAUUUGAUCUUCCAGAUCAUGUAACACGGGCUCCAAUUGCCAUGAACUCUGACGCUUAUGGUCAAUACACUCAUUAUGUUGGAUUCUAAUCUAUAGCAGAAAGUAAGCUACAAGCUCAAGAUGCACAUUUGGGGGGACAGGGAUGGAUUACUUAUUUAUUUAUUUAUUCUUGUAUCUUAUUUCCCAUAAAAAUGUCAUUUGGCAGGGAAAAACAAUGCACUCAAACUCGAAGACUCUUAAUCCCAUUGUUUUUCUCUCUGCAGUAUACAUAUAAAGUAUCUCUAGUCCCCUUCAGAAA
This is a messenger RNA of Ricinus communis (castor bean), 2336 nucleotides long. Its product is annotated as acyl-coenzyme A oxidase, peroxisomal. NCBI's taxonomy places the organism in Eukaryota, Viridiplantae, Streptophyta, Magnoliopsida, Malpighiales, Euphorbiaceae. Gene Ontology annotation, cellular component: peroxisome. Gene Ontology annotation, biological process: fatty acid beta-oxidation using acyl-CoA oxidase; lipid homeostasis. The record is from RefSeq and is a predicted model, not a curated record. The coding region runs from base 10 to 2127 and encodes 705 amino acids. Gene Ontology annotation, molecular function: fatty acid binding; acyl-CoA oxidase activity; FAD binding. The transcript is spliced from 7 exons.